AGCAGCACAUGCAGGAACAGCUGAAGGCCCAUCAGAGGGAUCAGCAAAGACUUCUGGGAAUGGAGCUGGCAGAUUACCCAGACUCCCCAGUGCUGAGUGGGAGGGGCUACCCUGAGUCCCCAGUGCUGAGUGGGAGGGGCCCAGUGCUGAAUGGGAGGGGCUACCCAGAGUCCCCAGUGAUGAGUGGGAGGGGCCCAGUGCUGAGUGGGAGUGGCUCUACAGCAGCUUCUUCAUUGGAGACGGAAACACCCACACGCUGCUCACAGGAGCCAUGGACUCUGGAAGCAGAUGGCUCUAGCUCCAACAGCACAACACCCCGGCAGGACACUCAGUCACCAGAGCCCACACAAGAGGCAUCCACACAGGACAGGCCCAUAAGGCCUGGUGUAGGACGGAGAGCUCACACAUUUGAGGAACUUCUGGAAGAAGAGCUGAAGAUGGAGCAGGAGAGGCAGAAGGGAAAGAACCCCGUGGGGGACCAGACGGCGGGGCCUAAACGCUCAUUCCUGCGUAAGGGAGAAGGCCUGUUGAGGUUUAACAGAACGUCAUUAAAACCCACCGCACAGAUCUUUGCAGAACCUCUAGCCAAGCACCCCGAGUCCAGAGAGUCGCUGACAGGGCAGAGGGAACCAAAGAGGAACAAGCCAAGACCGGCCCGCUCCAGACCCUCGGAACCCAGCGCACGAAGCCACAGCCAGAACCGGCCUGCAGCUGCACGACCCGGAGGAACCAAGCCCAGACCCGCCAGCGCUGCCGCCAGAACCCUCCAGCGCAAGACCGCCUCCCUGGCGUCGCACACACCCACCCUGGCGUCGCACACACCCACUCUGGCGUCACACACACCCACUCUGGAGUCACACACACACUCGCAGUCUCUCUGCAGCGCUCCCGUUGCUAUGGAGACAUCAUUUGAGGUGUGGCAGCGUGAGCGUCAGCGCGAGUGGGUGGAGCUUGGUGAGUUUGAGUUGCUGGAGGUGGCGGCUGAGGAGCUGUCAUUCACCUCUUGCUCCUCCUCCAUCUUGCAGGCCCUCGGAACACACACACACACAAACACACGCCGCCUCUCCUCCACGCCAAUCAAAGCACACCACACUGUCAAAACGCACACCACUGACCACAACACUGUCAAAACGCACACCACUGACCACAACACUGUCAAAACACACACCACUGACUCACUCGCCAUCGUUGGACACACACGCACGGCUGGCACACUCUUUAGAUCUGCAGACACACGCACGGCUCACACACCCUCUAGAGCUACAGACACAAGCGCAGUUGAGCUGCCCAUCAGUCUGUGUGCUGAGGAAGACGAGGGCCCUGGUGGUCAUGAACACAUGCGUGACGAAGAGGAGGAGGAUGGGGAGGAAGAUGAUGAAGAGGUCACUCGGGUUGCCCCCAACAGCCACUGCUUGCCUGUGACCACACCCCCCUAUGACAGAUGCACCUAUCAGGAGCCAGAAGGGGCGGGGCAUGAGGAGGGGUCUGCGGCUUUGAGUGACAGGGUGGAGGUGGAGUUUGAUGAUGACGACACUUGGGCAGAUAUUUCCCAGGAUGCACAACAGCCAGAGAGGACGCUGAGGAGGAAGGUUGCCGGGGCAACAGGCGUGGAGUGGGUUUCGUCGGAACCUGAUGAUGAGGAGAGAGAGGCUCACACACACACUCCCACACACACACACCCUUCCCAGCUCGUGGCCAAGCUGUUCCCUGCCCUGCAGCCAAAGCCACGCCCUACACAAGUCACUCAAACCAGCGCUCAGCCAAUCAGAAAUCAGGAGAGUGAAGGUGUGUGUGAGGUGAUGCGUGAGCGACUUGUGCAGCUGGAGCUGGAGAUCGAGCGCUUCAGAAUGGAGACGGCAGAACUCACCCGCCAGAAGACCAGCCUCGCCACGCAUCACCAGGAGUUACGGAAAGAGAAGGCGGAGUUUGAGGCCAAGCGCUCCCAGACAGAGGCUGAGUGGGCGGAGUUUAAGCAAGCAGAGAUGAGGAAGCUGCAGAGGGACCGGAAACUGUUCGAGAAGCAUUCUGCUGCCACGCGCAGCACACACACCUCCGCACAGAGAGAGGAGAUGCAGGUGCUGAAGCAGCAGCUGUGUGAUCUGCGGGAGGAGUGUGUACGUAAGGAGCAGCGGUGGAAGAGCACACACACACGUCUGCAGCAGCAGAUCCACACACUCACCACACACAACCAGGAGCUGCGCCAGCAGAUACACACGUUGGAGAACCUCCGACUCACCGGCUGGAGAACGCAGCGAGAGGAGAGGAGAGCCGGGGACGAGAGAGGAGCGCAGCGGAGGAAGACAAAGGAGAAGGUAGAUGAGAAAAGACCAGGCGUCCCACAUAGUCCAAAGAAUAACACAAGAAGUUCAGAUGACAGUGGCCCUGAAGGAAACACACUGAACUCAGGAAGUCCCAAAUCUGACGGUGAUGUGGCGCGUAUUGGGCGUGUCUCUGAUGAUGUCACACAUGCUGAACUACAUGCAGCCCCUGGAGUGCAACUUGCUAGCCAGCAGGAGGGAGAGAUAACACACCCAGAUGGAAAGAUAGAGCGAGUGUUUAAAGAUGGCAGCAGGUUGCUGGUCUUUCCUAACGGAACACAGAAGCUGCUCUCUACUGACGGUUCAGCAAAAGUCACUUUCUUCAAUGGAGACAUCAAGGAGGUCUGCCCAGACCACAGAGUAGUGUACUUUUUUGCAGAUGCACAGACAACACAUAUAACCUUCCCCGACGGCACAGAGCUACUACAGUUUCCUAACGAUCAGACAGAGAAACUUUACCCGGAUGGGAGGAAGGAGAUUGUGUUUCCUGAUCAAACUCUGAAGACACUUUACCCUGACGGCAGGGAAGAGAGUGUCCUACCAGAUGGCACCAUCAUCCGCCUCAAUACGUGAGUGUGUGUGUGUGUGUGCCUACCAGGUGGCACCAUCAUCCGCCUCAAUACGUGAGUGUGCGCGCAUGCGUG
Molecule: messenger RNA, 2962 nt
Organism: Alosa alosa (allis shad)
Lineage: Eukaryota; Metazoa; Chordata; Actinopteri; Clupeiformes; Clupeidae
Gene: cpap
Product: centromere protein J
Exons: 14
Coding region: 9-2891 (960 amino acids)
Biological process (GO): cilium assembly; centriole elongation
Cellular component (GO): centrosome; nucleus; centriole
Molecular function (GO): tubulin binding
Source: RefSeq, a predicted model, not a curated record